AAAGCAGUUUGUAGUCGGGAACGUGUCAAGUUUUCUUACAAGUGAUUUUGCGGAUAAAGAGCGAAGCCAGCACCGAGAAUUUCCAGCUUUAUUCUUUUCGCAGUUCAUGGUGAUGAUCCUUCAGCUUCAACGGCUGAAUGGGUUGGCGAGAUACCCAUCAAUGGCGCCUCAGAUUCCGAAAAAUAGGGAGAAAGCUCCCAGGAUAGUUUGCUUGCAAACACAAACAGCUCCCUCAAGAACCCAGAGGAUAAUGGAGAGCAUUUCAAUGAGUGAAGAAGCUGGAGGUGCUGGUGGGGCAUACUCAUACAAUGCCUUGAAGAGACUGGAUCGAAUUUGGUCUAAUAUGUGUUCUCCAACAGCUAUGCAAGAGACCCAACAAGUAGUUUCCACUGUUCCUGGCUUGUUUAGCAAGUCUAAUAUGGCAGACAAAGCAGUGGGAACGUUUGAUGUGGUAGUUUGUGGAGGUACUCUGGGAAUCUUCAUUGCCACAGCCUUGAGUGCCAAAGGUCUUCGAGUCAGCAUUGUUGAGAGAAAUGCACUGAAAGGGAGGGAACAAGAGUGGAACAUCUCAAGGAAGGAGCUCUUAGAGCUUGUAGAAAUUGGCAUCUUAGUUGAAGAUGACAUUGAAGAAGCUACUGCUGUGAAAUUUAAUCCUAAUAGAUGUGGAUUUGAGAACAAGGGCGAGAUUUGGGUUGAAGACAUUCUUAAUCUCGGGGUUUCGCCAGCAAAGCUUAUAGAGAUUAUGAAGAGACGUUUUCUUUCCCUUGGUGGAGUCAUCUUUGAUGGUUGCAGUCUAUCCAAUAUUUGUAUAUAUGAGGAUGCUGCAGUCCUACAACUUGUUGAUGGGGGCUUGGUUUCUUCCCGUUUAGUCAUUGAUGCAAUGGGGAACUUUUCCCCUGUUAUGAAACAGAUAAGACAUGGAAGGAAGCCAGAUGGGGUAUGUCUUGUUGUUGGAUCUUGUGCUCGUGGAUUUAAGCGGAACUCUACUAGUGAUGUCAUAUACAGUAGUUCAUCAGUGAAGAAGUUUGGAAGGUCAGAAGCACAAUACUUUUGGGAGGCAUUUCCAGCUGGUUCUGGUCCAUCAGAUCGAACUACUUAUAUGUUCACAUACAUUGAUCCUCAACCAGAAUCACCAAGACUAGAAGAAUUAUUGGAAGAGUAUUGGAAUCUGAUGCCUGAAUAUCAGGGAGUCACUCUUGACAGUCUGGAGAUUCUUAGAGUUGUAUAUGGUAUUUUUCCUACCUAUCGUGACAGUCCAUUGCCAGCAGCAUUUGAUCGUGUUUUACAGUUUGGUGAUGCCAGUGGCAUUCAAUCACCUGUUUCAUUUGGUGGCUUCGGGAGCUUGACUAGGCACCUUGCUAGACUAUCAGCUGGAAUAUACGAAGCAAUCAGUGGAGACUUCCUUGACUCGUACAGCUUAUCCUUGCUGAACCCAUACAUGCCCAACUUGAGUGCUUCAUGGCUAUUUCAAAGAGCAAUGUCAGCAAAAAAAGAAUCCAACGUUUCGCCAGAUUUUAUUAAUGAGCUUCUUCAUGCCAACUUCCAGAGUAUGCAGCGUUUAGGGGAUCCAGUUCUAAAACCAUUUCUUCAGGAUGUCAUCAAGUUUGGGCCGCUUACGAAGACAUUAGGCCUUGUCAUGCUAACCAAACCACAAAUACUUCCUUCAAUAUUCAAGCAGGUUGGUAUUCCUGUUCUUCUUGACUGGUCUGGACACUUUUUCAUGCUGGGUUACUAUACGUUUCUCUCAACCUUCAUGGAUCCUGUAAUAAGGCCAUUGUUAAACGUAUUCCCAUCAAAGAUGAAGUAUGAAUGGAAGCGUCACCUUGAGGCUUGGAAAUAUGGAUCUGGUUUGGAUUACAAGUUAUGAUGUGUUAUCUGCAGAAAAUUGAUGGUGUGCAUGUAUGAAGGAAAUGGAAUGGUAUUCAAUUCUUGUUUACCUUUCAAUAUUAUCUACCUCUGAUUUCUAUGGCCGGAUCUUAAACGUGCGUAGACAUUUAGCAUUGUGCCAUAUGUAAGCCUGUAUGUAGAUGUUCUUUUGGUAAUACAAAUGCAUUUUCACGAUCA
Molecule: messenger RNA, 2064 nt
Organism: Carica papaya (papaya)
Lineage: Eukaryota; Viridiplantae; Streptophyta; Magnoliopsida; Brassicales; Caricaceae
Product: Lycopene beta/epsilon cyclase protein
Source: RefSeq, a predicted model, not a curated record